Micropterus dolomieu (smallmouth bass) is the source of this 8887-nucleotide messenger RNA. RefSeq names its product proline-rich coiled-coil 2A (gene prrc2a). NCBI's taxonomy places the organism in Eukaryota, Metazoa, Chordata, Actinopteri, Centrarchiformes, Centrarchidae. The coding region runs from base 285 to 6116 and encodes 1943 amino acids. The record is from RefSeq and is a predicted model, not a curated record. The transcript is spliced from 18 exons. Gene Ontology annotation, biological process: cell differentiation.
UAGAUGUUCCAAACGGCUUCCAUCUCACGAAAUUACCCAGUAGCCGUUGACGGCUCUUUAGGUGACGGAUCGAGUCCAGUAUUACAAUUUUCUUUUCCCCUUUUCAUUUACUUUUUUGGACAAUAAAAAAAGAGUACAAGAGGAUAACGUUGCUUAGCUAGCCGGGUCACUUCGCUAGAAAGCUACGUGAUAGCAUAGCUAACCUCAUUCUGCGAUACAACCUCGAGACAAGUCGGGACAAGACCAGUCUCAGGGCUCACCAUACUCAAUGAGCGGACAGCGCAAUGUCAGAGCGCUCUGGGCAAACUGCAAAGGGGAAGGAAGGCAAAACCAAGUAUGCGUCUCUCAACCUGUUUGAUACAUACAAAGGAAAGAGCCUUGAAGCACAAAAGCCUGUUGUUCCCCCCCGCCAUGGCCUGCAGUCUCUUGGUAAAGUUGCCUCCGCGCGGCGUAUGCCACCCCCUGCCAACCUGCCCAGUCUGAAGGCAGAGAACAAAGGCAACGAUCCCAACGUCUCCCUCGUUCCCAAAGACGGCACAGGAUGGGCAAGCAAACAGGAACAAGCAGACCCAAAGAGUACCGAUGCAUUGUCAGCACCGCAGCCGGAAUCGCAGCCGCCUGUGGCUUCACCGAUACCUGCACCGACCCGCCCGAGAACCCCGCCAGUUUCAGAGGCUCUGGCCCCAGCUUCCACCCAGGUCGUAGGGGCAAGGUCCUGGGCACAGGCCAGUGUCACACUUGGAACACAAGGGGAUGGUGGAAAGGGAUCAAACCAACCGUCGCCAUUCUCUCGCGAGGAAUUUCCCACCCUGCAGGCGGCUGGCGACCAGGACAAAGCUGGCAGAGAACAGGGCACUGCAGAUCAGUGGUAUGGGCCCGGACCAAGCCUCCGCCCCCAGAACGUUACAAGUUGGCGGGACGGUGGGGGCCGAGCCCUGGCACCCACCAUGUCUGGGGAGGGGGCAGUGGAGGGUGGCACUGGUGGGGCUUUGAUGAUGGAUGGGGCAGCUGGGGUCCCCCCUCCAAACUCUCAGUCCCACGGGCCACCUAGAAACCCUCCCGCAGGCAGCCCCGCCUUGCCCCUGCCCCAGCCCCCUGUGGGGCCUGGAUUCCCCCAAUACCGAGGGAUCAUGCCUCCCUUCAUGUAUCCUCCCUACCUGCCCUUCCCAGCCCCCUAUGGCCCUCAGGGGCCGUAUAGGUACCCGGCACCUGGGGAAGGGCCUGCUCCAAGGUUCUCUCGUGGGCAAGGUGGUCCUGACAGUAGGCCUCAGGGCAGCCAACGUGACGCAGGUGGAGAGAUGGUGAAGCGACCCUCUAUCCUAAAGCAGGAUGACCUGAAGGAGCUAGACGAGCUGGACCAUGACGGAGACGAAGGCUGGGCAGGGGCUCACGAGGAGAUUGAUUACUCCGCCAAGUUGAAGUUCAGUGAUGAUGAAGGAGAAGAAGAGGGGGAAGAAGAGAGAACCGAGAGCAACAAUGACUUGCGUGAGCAGCAGAGGUCCCAGGAAGCCCCCUCUGCAACCUCUCGCUCUCGAACCUCGGACAGCGGCGGAGAGACGCGCCACACCCCUCCCUCUAAUGCUGACAAUGGCCCCCAACCCCCCUCCAGUAAGCCAGGAUGGGCCGAGGAGGGAGGCAGUGGCUGGGCUGGCCAGGGAGCACCAUCCAACUACCAGGGGCGCAGGCCUGGAUUGGGUGGUCCCCGGGAGCAGCCCUCCCCCCCACCUGGGCCGCUCCUUGGACAAGGGCCUUAUUCCUUUUAUCGACAGGAUCGGCCCCACAACCAGGGUGCCCCCCUAGGCCCGGCGAAACCUGGCCCCACCCAGCAUCAGCCACCAGCAGGAGGCCCUACUCCUCCGCCCCAGCCGGGCCUGCUAGUCCAUGGGGCCCAGGGGGAGGAUGAGGAUGAGACUUGGCGUCAGCGCAGGAAGCAGUCCUCUACUGAGAUUUCUGCUGCUGUGGAGCGAGCGCGACGCCGCCGUGAGGAGGAGGAGCGUAGAAUGGAGGAAGAGAGACGCGCAGCAUGCGCAGAGAAGCUAAAGAGGCUAGAUGAAAAGCAGCAACAGCAGCAGGGAAGCGGCGUAGGAGGUGGUGGUGGCAGUAAAACCCCCAGCCUUGAUGGAAACUCUACAGCUGCCACAGCAGGUAGCCCUAGUCCAUCUAUUUCAGCCUCCUCCCCCAACAUCAGCCAGCCCCCAUCCCCCUGUGUGGACCCUGAAGAGCCUCCAAUGCUGGCUGCUCAGCCAGGGUCCAGCCCUGGAGUCAGUGACAGACAGCGAGCUAACAGCAACAGCAGCUAUGACUCCAGUGCAGAUGUCCAACAGUGUCCCCAGCCAGCUGUGCCACAGCCACAGCAGCCCACGCUGGACAUACCUUUACCAGGAGAAAAUAAGGAUGAGACCAUGAGCAGUCCCCACAUUCGUGCAGGAAGUGGAGGUGAAAGAGGAAUCGAUCCAGUGAAGACUGAGAAUAUUGGAGGGGGAGCAGGUCGUCAAGCUGGUGGUCCUCCUGGCCAGGGUUACUCAAAGUACCAGAAGUCUCUUCCACCUAGAUUUCAGAGACAGCAGCAGGAGCAGCUCCUGAAGCAGCAGCAACAGUGGCAGCAGCAGCAACAACAGCAGCAGCACAGCCAGGCAUCACAAAGCCAGCUGUCUCCCCAGCCCCAGGCUCCACAGGGCCCUUCACCAGGUUCAACACCCCAACCAGGACCUGGACCCAAGCAAGGCGGACCCCUGUAUCAACCCAGUAAUAUGGUUCGACCCCCGCCGCUGCCAAUGAAUUUCGACCCUCGCUGGAUGAUGAUGCCCUACAUGGAUCCUCGCAUGAUGCAGGGCCGCCCUCCGCCUAUGGACUACUAUUCAGCUGGCAUGCAUCCAUCAGGGCUUAUUGGGCGUGAGCGGUCUGAUUCAGGGGGAUCUGGUUCAGACCCCUUUGACAGGCAGCAACAGCAUCCAGGGCACCCUCACCGGGGGACCCCCCCUAUGGAUCCUAAGCUGGCCUGGGGGCCAGAGGUAUUCCCUGGCGCAGGGGAGGGCCGUGGGCUAGCGUCGCCCCACAGGCAGAAGCAGGCAUUGGAGGAUGAUGAUGGGGCCAAAGGACCCAGGAGCGACACUCCUCCACAACGCAUGCGAGAGAGUGGAUUGGGACCCAUACAGCAGCCCACUGUCAGCUCUGGGACAUCCAAUCAGACUCCACCUCCAAUUGCCACUCAAGUUGGUGCGCAGGGAGGCACCCACCACCCUCAUCACUACAUGAGUGGGCGGAGCAACUACAGCAACUUCCCUGACCAGGGUGCAAGGAUGCUUCCCCACCAACAGCAGCAGAGGGCGGGUGAGAGGGGAAACCAGCCACAUAGCUUCACCCAUCAAGAUGAAGGGCCUCCCCGAGGACCUCAGCAAGGCCAGAUAUGGGGAGCCCCUCACCCUCACUAUGAUCGCAAUGGUCGAGCCGAUCACCCCCCUGUUGAGAGCAACUCUCAUCUUCACCACCAUCAUACCCACCACCCUCAGCAGCCUCACUUCCCUCUCCACCCGCAUAAGCCAGAGAACAGCCGUGACAGGGUUGUUGAGGCCCCUGCUAAGAAGACAGACUCUUCUCCCCCAAUCCAACAACCUUCCCUCUCAUCUUCUUGCUCUUCCUCCUCCUCUUCUUCUGCCAGGGAAGAUGGGAAUGUGAAAGUUGCCCUCCAUCAUCACCCAUCGCAGAGAGAGAGUGAAGCUGGUAUCGGGCACAAUCACAGCGAAAGAGGCAACAGUGGCAGUAGUAGCCAUGUGAAACAGGAGAAAACAGGCCCACCAUUUGCUCCCCAUUCCUCCAUGACCUCUAGCCCACCUCCCUCUCAACAUGCCAGUCAUACUCAGCCGCAGCAGCAGCAGCAUCCCCAUCCUAAAUCAAACCAAAGAGGGGGACGGGAGCACAAGACAGAGACCCAGUGGGGCCCACGGCCUGGCAGCAGCAACACGGGUGGGGCGUCCUCUCAUGGCAGGAGGGCCAACAACUCCCGUGGAGGGGAGGACUCCAACACUCCAUCGGAACACAAACCCUCCAAUCAGGCAGGAGGCAGCAAUGCCAACAAGAGGGCUGGCCCCAUUAAGAAGCCAGUGCUGAAGGAGAUGAAGAGAGACGGUGGGGAAGUUGAUGGAGGAGAAAAAACAAGUGUAGGCUUUGGGAAAGAUAAAGAGCAAGAUGUUGGUCAACCCACCUCCAUGAAGCAAGAAGCUUCCAACAACUCCCAGAAUACAUCAGCUCCGUCUAAAGAUGAGCCGCCCCAGACAGCCAAACCCAGGAAUGGAGGAAAAGAGCGAUCCACAGGAGGAGGUGGGGGAGGGUCAGGUAGGGGGCCCAAAGAUGUAGACACCACUUCAUCAGGAUUUUCAGGGUCCUCCUCCAGGAGGGACAGGGACCGCUCCUUUGAGAGAGGAGGCGGUGCCUCCCACCACCAUGGAGUCCCCUCCAAAGGCAGCAGAGCCAAUCGCGGGCGAGGGGGAGAGUUCUACGGGCGUGGCCGUGGUUACCGCGGCACUUACACGGCUACUGCUGUUCCCAGCGGUGGAAGUCGGGGCAGAAUGGGUGGCAGGAGCGGUAGAGACUAUCGCUCAUCUGUAUCCAGUGGCCAUCACCAUGAGUCCAAGGGUGAGGGGCCCGGUGGCAGGCAUGGUCAGGAUCGGUCCCAGCAUAACCCAGCCAGAGCCAGGAACCGAAGUGAAACCCGCAGUGAGGGUUCAGAGUAUGAGGAAAUUCCCAAGAGAAGGAGGGAGAGAGGUUCAGAGACUGGCAGUGAGAGUGGUGCAAGUGACCUUGGUCACUCAGACAAGGAUGACAACCAGAAACCCAAGAAUGGCUCUAGUCAUGCCAACCCCGUUGGCAGCGGCACCAUGUCAUCUGCACCAUCCAGAGGUUCCCAGGCUCGGGUCUUCACCCCCAGAGGUGUGCCCUCUAGAAGGGGCAGGGGUGGAGGUAGUGGAGGAGGAAACAUCAACCGGGGUAUUGGCAAUUUUGGAGGAACACCUGGGGGACACCGGGUUGGACCCAGCUCAGCCUCUCAUGGUGGGUCCUCCAAGUUGUCAGCCUCAGGCCGAAAGCAGCAAGGCCCACCACAAACGUCUGGGCCUAAAGACUCGGGCAGGGGAGGAAAUGGAGGAGAGAAGAAAGACAAGACAGCUGAAAGUCACACUCAAAGUCAGGGGUCCAAUCCCCCUCAAAUGUCUUUGCCCACUGCAGCUCCUGUCCCUCUAGGUUCCACUGAAAAUGGAGGAGUCGUAACCCAGCAGGCUUCAAACAACCCUACGCCAAACUCUGGAGGGCCAAAUGCGCUCCCUCUUCCCACUAACCGUGGGUUCCCUCCAGGUGGGUUUGAGCGACCUCCUAGACGUCGACGUCACGGGCGUUCCCAGCACCAGCAGGACAAGCCACCCCGCUUCCGGAGACUGAAGGAGCGAGAGAAUGCUGCACGUAUCAACGGAGGAGUGGGAGUUAUUGGGGGAGGAAGGCCCUCCUCUCCUUCCCUGAAUUCAGUUCAGGACAGUAACGGAGCCCCCAUCUCUGCUCCCAUGACAGGCAGUGCUCAAAAUGCUAACCACAAUACCACAGUAACAACCAACAACAGUGGUGGUGGGCAUCUUACCAAUGCAAACAGCCACCACCAUCACCACUACAACCAGGGCAACGCAGGGCCGACACACACCCAGCACCACCGCAGCCAUGGAGCAAAGUCCCCUGACUUCACCAACCAGAACUCGGACCAGGCCAACGAGGAGUGGGAAACCGCCUCUGAGAGCAGCGACUUCACAGAGUUCAGAGACAGGGAGGGAGGAGGAGGGAAGUCAUAUUCUUCUCACCAUCCCCACCACCUGGGAAGGGGAGGAGGUGGCAGCGGAGGUGUAGUUGAGCGCGACAUGAUGGGAAAAGAGCCCUCCGCUAACAAAAGAAGCUUCUCAAGCCAGCGUCCUGGCAUGGAGCGACAGAACCGCAGGGUCAACCCUGGAGGAGCUGGAGGCGGAGGGGGAGGAAGAGGCCCACGAGGCCCGCCUGGUGGUGGCUCCAGCGGACCUGGUAAUGGAGGUGGCAACCGCGGGGAGAAGCGUGGCAACUGGCCCUCGCCAAAAAAUAGGAAGUGAUGAAAUAUUUUGAAAUAUUUCACAUAAACCCCACCCACAUUAAAACCACCCUCUUACAUCUUAAUCCUUUUUUGAUAAUUAUUUGCUGGCUUAUCUGUUGGCAUCCCUAAACAUAGUGUAUUGUACAGCAUAUGGAGAUGGUAUUCACAUUCACUUCAGCGCCCCACCCCGGUCACCUCUUCCCUUUGCAUCAAUCUACUAUCUACCGUCCGUUAUUGUAAAUUUUUCCAUUUUGUUCAGUCUUGCUUUCUGUUCAGUUGUACCCCCCCAAGAAUCUCACCCAAGUUGGAUUUGACAAGCAUGUGGUUCUGCAAUGGAGGUGCACGUGGUUUUGACAGAAGACAUUCACACAGAGCUCCACACACACUCGCAUAUACAAGCACAAAUAUGACAUCUUUACAAACACAUGGAACACAUGCAGUCAUGUGGGUGCAAAAUGUGGGAUUAAAUUGGCAAAAAAUGUUUGGAUUGGGCUAAUUUUUAUAUUUAUGUACCUGUGUAUAUUUCUACCACACUUUGGCCUUGGGUGGUAUUCAGUAGUGCAGUUCUGCAUUACUUCCCUCACAAAGGGAAAGAGUGCAGCUUCAUCUUUUAAACAAGAACAAUGUAACAUAUGAUGAUUUGUCUUUUGUUUUUUGUUUUUUUUUUUGGGCCUUGUGUCAGUUUCGUUUCAGCCUCUGGGAAAUGUUAAAGGUGUGUGUUUUUUCUUCUAAAAAAAGCAGGUCAUUAAAAAAACCUUUUUACUAAAUUCCCCAAUUCCUCUUUCUGCUGAGUUUUUGGUCUCCUGCAAAGUACGUAUCUGAUUACUGUGAUAAGACCCAUUAAAGUACUACUGCUCAGUGCUCAUCUACACUUCAUUGAUUUAUUUUUAAUAUCAGUGUUUCUGCUGCUUGUUCAGAUAGACGGUGUGAUUUAUUUUCUUUCUUUCCCCAAGUUGUUGACCUGCUCUAACAUUUCACCAGCUAUUGUUUAGUGUUUUUUUUGUUUUUUUUUUAGAAAAUAAAGGUUUUUUUCAGCCUCAUCGUAGUAUCCUUAACUGCAGAAGCUCUGCACACUGCAGAAAUCUAAGUUUUCAAAAGGGCAGUAGUUUUACACAUUAGUUUUGCUUAUCCUAUGAAGACUUUAUUGAUAGCUUGAUGGCUUUAUUUUAACAACCAUUAUUUCCUCAGUGACUUCAUUUUUAUGGCAACACUUUUUUCCUCCCUCAAGAUACCUAAAUUAUAUGGGGGGAAAUUAGUUUAAUGAAAAUGUAGGUCAUGAUGGAAUAAAGGAAAAAAUGUUUGAUUUCAUAACAUUGUUUUCUUCAGUAGAUAAUUGAAUAUGUUCUAAUAAGCACUCCUUGUAGUAUAACAAAAAUCAAUGGUUGCUGUUUCCCCCCCCCACUCGUUGUGUUUUUGGGCGAGUUACAUGUGAUGCAACAGGACAGGUACUCUGUCUGGGCCCAGAGUACAGAGCUAGGCUGAGUAUUGUACUAUUACACCCCCCUCCCCCCUCUGUGCUCUUGUGGAGACUCCUCACACAAAGAAAGGACUACUACCAAGAGCUCAAUGUCUGAGGAAGUAUUUUUUUCAAAGCGUGUUCUCGGGAUGUCUGUUUCAGUACACGGUGGUAACCAGUAACCCACACUAAUUGAAUUCAGGACAAUGCUGAAAGGGUGAAAGUGUCACCUUCUGCGGUUCACACGGUUUCCAAGAUUUCACUCGCAACAGAUUAUGCCUACAUGGAGUGUUGUGAAAAUAUUGGAUUGAUGUAGGAUUACACUUACAAACGGUGUUUAUAUCAUACGUAAAAGACAUAAAAUGGCACACAGCUUGAAAAAUGACCGGAAACGACAUCCAGUGUGAACUCAAUUGAUUUACACAGCUGCAUCAGUUCUUUCACUGCUGUAAGUUGGGGUUUGUUUGUUUACUGACAGUUUGAAGAUAGUCUCUGGGAUGUUGUGAGUAGGGCAUUUGAUUCAUGUAUGUGCGUGCGUGCUUGUGUGUAUGUGUGCGUUUUCUGGCGUCAAAUAACUCGGGAAGGGGUGGGGGACCAGAAGGGUUAUUAACAUGAAUGGCAAGCACUUUUCUGCCUUGUUUGCCCACACUUGAUUUAACCAUAAUUAUUAAGACAAUUCUACCGUUUCUUAAAUACAUCCACAUAUAUACAUUCAGCUGUGUGUGUAUAUGCUCAUCAUUCAAAUGAAGAACAUGCAGUGGAGAACUUUGCCAGUCCAUUUGGGGUAAUUGAAGCAUACAUUCUUCAGCAGGCAAGUGAAGUUGGACAUAAUGUAUUUUUCACUAUGACUUGUUCAAAGCAUGGACACACCCAUAGGUGGAGCUUGCCUUGCCUGUUACUGGUUUAUACAUUGAUAGCUGUACAUUUAACACUGGCUCAAAGAGUCCUUCAUCCCUCCUUAACUCUUAAUGUUGAUGUGCGCAUUAUUUUUAUGUACCCAUGUUAAAAGAAAACAAAAGUGGUGUAUGCCAGAAAAAAUUACUCAAGAUUGUACUCUGUUUCCAGCAUUACCAAGGUACCUGGAGUGGUUCAAACUGUUUUAUAGCAUUUAUGGUUUUAUUAAUGGAACCGUAAUAUACACACAUGUAUGUAUGUAUGUAUGUAUGUAUAUUGGUAUGUAUCUUAAGUUUUGUCUACCCCAACUUACAUUCCCACAAACAAAUGUUGCCAUUUUUAGUUCAAGGGAGCAAUGUACAAGCAGAGAAGUGUCUUAUUAUAAUAAAGUUAUACAGAGAAGGCAAAGUUAAAUAAACUACUUUUGAUUUAAUGGAAAA